Molecule: messenger RNA, 3063 nt
Organism: Eubalaena glacialis (North Atlantic right whale)
Lineage: Eukaryota; Metazoa; Chordata; Mammalia; Artiodactyla; Balaenidae
Gene: ZNF227
Product: zinc finger protein 227
Exons: 5
Coding region: 215-2668 (817 amino acids)
Biological process (GO): regulation of transcription by RNA polymerase II
Cellular component (GO): nucleus
Molecular function (GO): DNA-binding transcription activator activity, RNA polymerase II-specific; RNA polymerase II cis-regulatory region sequence-specific DNA binding
Source: RefSeq, a predicted model, not a curated record
CAGCUGCAAGAAAAAGGGACUCCUGUAUUUUUAGAACUUUCCAUCUACUCCUUGAAUCCUUGGAACAACUCUAUGAGGGAGACUGUGUUUGGUUGUGCCGGUUGCUGACUGUCCAGUGGCCGCUGGCUGACAGUCCUGCUAGUAGCUGCAGUCUACUCCAAGCUCUGCUUACCAAGCUGUAUGUGAGCACCUCUGCCUGGGAGUAUGAGUGCUCAUGUGUAAUUUCUGCAAAGAUCCACAUGGGCUCCUGACAGCCCUGGCCUGCAUCUCAUGGCUUCUUUGUCCUUCCCCAAUUCUGGCUUCUCAGGACUCUGACCUUCCCCGGAAGGAGUGGGAGAAAAUGACCGAGUUUCAGGAGGCGGUGACCUUCAAGGACGUGGCCGUGACCUUCACCGAGGAGGAGCUGGGGCUGCUGGACUCUGCCCAGAGGAAGCUGUACCAGGAUGUGAUGGUGGAGAACUUCCGGAACCUGGUCUCAGUGGGACAUCUUCCCUUCAAGCCAGAUAUGGUGUCCCAGUUGGAGACAGAAGAAAAGCUUUGGAUGAUGGAGAGAGAAACCCAAAGAAACGGGCAUUCCAGUGAGAACCGCAAAGCUGUUAUUUCAGGCAGCAAGAAUCCCGAUGAGGUGGAGACUCUUGGAAAAGUCGCAUUAAAAUACCUUUCAUGUGAAGAGCCGUCUUGCUGGCAAAUCUGGAAACAGGUCGCAAGUGAUUCAACGUGCUGUCUUCAGAGGAGGACUUCCCAUUUCCUACAAGGUGAUUCUCUUCAGGUUUCUGAAAAUGAGAACCAUAUGAUGAACCACAAAGGCGAUAGUUCCAGUUACCUUGAAAAUCAAGAGUUUUUGAUUUUGAGAACCCAGGAUUCCUGUGGGAAUACGUAUGUGAGUGAGUCAGGGAAUCAGAGUAGAGGUAAGCAAACGAACGGGAAAAACAACCCACGUAUAUGUGAAACCUUCAUGAAGAAAUCACCCCUGAGUGAUCCUGUUAAAACUGACACAGAACAGAAACCCUGCAAAGGAGAGACACCGUAUCCCUGUAGAGAGUGUGGGAAAAGCUUCAGUGAUAGCGAAGUGCUCCCAGUUCAUCCGAGGGUUCGCCUGGGAGAGAAAUGCUCCCAUCUGCAAAGUCAUCAAAGAAUUCACCCGCGAGGGAAAGUCGAUAAAUGUCGUGAAUCCAGCGAUGGUUUCAAUAGGAACUCCUUUCGUCCCCGUCAAUCUAAUCACACGGGAGAGAAGUCCUAUAGGUGCGACAGUUGUGGCAAGGGAUUCAGUAGCAGCACAGGCCUUAUCAUCCACUACAGGACACACACAGGGGAGAAGCCUUACAAAUGCGAGGAGUGCGGUAAAUGCUUUAGCCAAAGUUCAAAUUUUCAGUGCCAUCAGAGAGUCCACACCGAAGAGAAACCGUACAAGUGCAACGAGUGCGGGAAGGGCUUCGGCUGGAGCGUUAACCUUCGUGUUCACCAGAGGGUCCACAGGGGUGAGAAACCCUAUAAGUGUGAGGAGUGUGGGAAGGGCUUCACGCAGGCCGCGCAUUAUCACAUACAUCAGAGGGUCCACACCGGGGAGAAACCCUACAAAUGCGAUGUCUGCGGCAAGGGGUUCAGUCACAAUUCCCCUUUGAUAUGCCACCGGAGGGUCCACACUGGCGAGAAACCGUACAGAUGUGAGGCGUGCGGGAAGGGCUUCACCCGUAACACAGAUCUUCACAUCCACUUCCGUGUCCACACGGGAGAGAAACCCUACAAAUGCAAGGAGUGCGGGAAGGGCUUCAGUCAGGCUUCCAAUCUGCAAGUCCACCAGAACGUCCACACCGGGGAGAAACGAUUCAAAUGCGAGACGUGUGGGAAGGGCUUCAGUCAGUCAUCAAAGCUGCAGACCCACCAGAGAGUCCACACAGGGGAAAAGCCCUACAGAUGUGACAUGUGCGGUAAGGACUUCAGUUACAGUUCAAAUCUUAAACUGCACCAAGUCAUUCACACUGGAGAAAAACCGUAUAAAUGUGAGGAGUGCGGGAAGGGCUUCAGUUGGAGAUCAAACCUUCAUGCUCAUCAGAGAGUCCACUCAGGAGAGAAACCCUACAAAUGUGAGGCGUGUGAUAAGAGCUUCAGUCAGGCCAUAGAUUUCCGGGUCCAUCAGAGAGUCCACACGGGCGAGAAACCCUACAAGUGUGGUGUCUGUGGGAAGGGCUUCAGCCAGUCCUCUGGUCUUCAGUCCCAUCAGAGGGUCCACACUGGGGAGAAGCCCUACAGAUGCGACGUGUGUGGAAAGGGCUUUCGUUACAGUUCACAGUUUAUAUACCACCAGAGGGGCCACACUGGUGAAAAGCCUUACAAAUGUGAGGAGUGUGGGAAAGCCUUUGGGCGGAGCCUGAAUCUUCGCCAUCACCAGAGGGUCCACACAGGAGAGAAACCCCACAAGUGUGAGGAGUGUGGGAAGGCCUUCAGUCUCCCCUCCAAUCUUAGAGUCCAUCUGAGUGUUCACACUCGGGAGAAACUGUUUAAAUGUGAGGAGUGUGGGAAGGGCUUCAGUCAGAGUUCUCGGCUUCAAGCCCACCAGAGGGUCCACACAGGAGAAAAACCAUACAAGUGUGACAUAUGUGGUAAGGACUUCAGUCACCGUUCACGGCUUACAUACCAUCAGAAAGUCCACACUGGCAAGAGUCUUUAAAAGUGAGAAGUCUGUUAAUGACUUCAGUCAGGAUGCACAUCUUCAAGGUUUUGGAGAGUCAAUGCUGCUGAUAAACUCUAUGAAGUAUUGAGAGUGGAAAGGGAUUCCUUCAGAUGGAAUCUUCCCAGCAAAUCCAUUAAAAUGGUGACAUAGAACCAUACACAGUAACGGGAGAAAUAGGUUGUAACCCUCUUGGUAAGAUCCACUUGAUAUAAAUGAUCUCUCAAAGUGAAUAUAUGCCUAAAGACAGUGUGUGAAAAGGAUAUUUGCCGUAUACUAACUAGUUUUUUUUGAGGGGGGAUGUCAAGGAGGGCUUUGGGGUUAUUUUUCCAUCAACUUCCAUUUUAUACUUGUUUACAGUGACUGUUAUUUUUACUAAAGCUGUAAAACUAUGA